AUGCUCGAUUCAACACCACCAGGCCAGCUCGCUGACCUCUUUGCAAGCAUGAUUGAUCUCAGCAUGGAAGAAAAGCUCGAGAUUCUGGAAACCACCAACGUGAAAACGCGGAUCAAGAGGACCGCGGAGCUGUUGACGCGUCAAAUACAAGUCCUCAAGAUCUCGCAAAAGCUGCAGUCGACUGUGGAUUCCAAGCUGGGGAAGAAACAGCGAGAGUUCUUUUUGCGUCAGCAGCUCGAUGCGAUCAAGAAGGAGCUUGGCGAAUCAGAUGACGGCGAGGAAGACGACGUAGCCGAUCUGAACAACCGGAUAGCCGAAGCCAAACUCCCAGAUGAGGCCAGCAAAGCAGCAGGGCGCGAACUACGGCGCCUGAAGCGCAUGCAUCCCAGUAUGGCAGAAUACCAGGUGGUCCGAACCUACCUGGAAUGGCUCUCGGAGUUGCCAUGGGGCAAGCACUCAGAGGACAUCAUGGACAUUGCCAAAGCGCGCCAGCAAUUAGACGAUGACCACUUUGGCCUGGAGAAAGUCAAGACACGGAUAUUGGAGUACCUUGCGGUUCGGAAACUGAAGCAGGAUCUGAAGGGACCGAUUUUGUGUUUGCUUGGGCCGCCGGGGGUUGGAAAAACGAGUCUGGGCAAAUCGCUGGCUACGGCCUUGGGUCGCACGUUUCAUCGCAUUUCGCUGGGCGGAGUGCGAGAUGAGGCUGAGAUUCGUGGACAUCGGCGGACGUAUAUUGGGGCGUUACCGGGACGGAUUGUGCAGGGUUUGCGUCGAUGUGGUGUGAACAAUCCCGUCAUCCUGCUAGACGAGAUCGACAAGUUGGGUCGUGACAACCGUGGCGAUCCAUCAUCGGCAUUACUGGAAGUCCUGGAUCCCGAACAGAACUCCACAUUCACAGAUCAUUACUUGAAUCUGCCUUUUGACCUCUCCAAUGUCUUGUUCGUGGCGACUGCGAACGAUGCUGACACAAUUCCAGGCCCUCUCUAUGACCGCAUGGAGGUCAUCCGAAUCCCGGGCUACACAUUCGACGAAAAGCUGCAUAUCGCAGAACGCCACCUCCUCCCAAAACAAAUCAAAGCCCACGGCCUCGAACCCGAGGACAUCCAAAUCGACCGCGAGGUUCUCCUCAAAAUCGCCAUCGGCUACACCCGCGAAGCCGGCGUCCGUAGCCUCGAACGCGAGAUUGGCGCUGUGUGCCGAGCCAUGGCUGUCGAGUUUGCAGAUGCAAAGGAAAAAGGGACCGCUUUUGAUGGGCAUGUUACGGUUGAGAAGCUGGAGAAGAUACUGGGACCGGAGAGAUUUGAUGAUGAGGUUGCGGAACGGGCGUCUGUGCCGGGGAUUGCUUCGGGGCUGGCGUGGACGGCGAGUGGGGCGGGGGGAUUGCUGUUUAUUGAGGCGACGCAGAUGCCUGGAAGGGGUGUGUUACAUCUCACUGGCAAACUAGGCGACGUGAUCAAAGAAUCCGCCCAAAUAGGCCUAACCUGGGUCCGCGCCAACAGCCACCGCCUCGGCCUCUCCCCCUCCUCCACCGCCAACGUCCUCGAAAACCUCGAUGUCCACAUCCACCUCCCCGCAGGCGCCACCCCUAAAGAUGGGCCUAGCGCCGGCAUUACCAUCGUCACCGCCCUAGUCUCCCUCUUCACCCGCAAGCCCGUCCGCCCACAUACAGCCAUGACGGGCGAAAUCACCCUCCGCGGGAACGUCCUCCCCGUCGGCGGGGUGAAGGAGAAAGUCCUCGCGGCCCAUCGCACGGGGAUCAAACGGAUCAUCAUGCCCUUCCGUAACGCCAACGACCUUGCGGAUGUGCCGGCGUACGUGAAGGACGAGAUUGAGUUUGUGAUGGCAAAGACGAUCGAUGAUGUCCUGGCGGCGGCGUUUGAGGAUGGGGUGGCGGCGGACGCGGUGCCGGUUGUGGAGGGAAAGGAUAGUCCGCCGGAACAGAAGCCGGAGCAUACGCCCGAGACGUCAACUCCGCCGCCGCAGUGGUGCAUGAAGGCGAGACUGUGA
Messenger RNA from Fimicolochytrium jonesii, 2007 nucleotides. RefSeq names its product Lon protease C-terminal proteolytic domain-containing protein. The record is from RefSeq and is a predicted model, not a curated record. Gene Ontology annotation, cellular component: peroxisomal matrix. The coding region runs from base 1 to 2007 and encodes 668 amino acids. Gene Ontology annotation, biological process: protein processing; protein targeting to peroxisome; protein catabolic process. The transcript is spliced from 6 exons. Gene Ontology annotation, molecular function: ATP hydrolysis activity; ATP binding; serine-type endopeptidase activity. Lineage: Eukaryota; Fungi; Chytridiomycota; Chytridiomycetes; Spizellomycetales; Powellomycetaceae.